Molecule: messenger RNA, 375 nt
Organism: Colletotrichum spaethianum
Lineage: Eukaryota; Fungi; Ascomycota; Sordariomycetes; Glomerellales; Glomerellaceae
Exons: 3
Coding region: 1-375 (124 amino acids)
Cellular component (GO): mitochondrion
Source: RefSeq, a predicted model, not a curated record
AUGCUAGACAGAGCCGUCGUUGAGCGGACAACAACAGGACGGCCCCUCAUCCGAGGGCUCCACUCCCAGCUACACUCCGCUAUCAGUCGACCCCGCGGCUUCUUCCUCGCCCGGCCCAUCGGAAUCGUCUGGACCCUAUAUGCGGCAACAUACGUCACCGCAAAUGCCGCAACCACCGUUGCCGAGAUAUUCCAUGGAGCGGUUGCCGUCAGCACGGCCACCUUCGCCUCCACUUUCCUCGUCAAUGUGCCCCUGGGGGUGUGGAAAGACCUCCGUUUUGCAGAGAUCUUUGGGUCGGGGGCUAUAUCCGAGACGGGCAAGGUAUUCGCAUCACCCCAGCCGCAACGGCGACGUUCCUUGUCAGGGAUGCUGUGA